AUUCAUAUGUGAAAUAUAUAUGAUAAAUUCUAAAAAAAGAAGACAAACUUGUCAACAUUUCUGAAGUGUCUUCAACUUGUAUAAAAAUUCUGAAAAAAAUUUUCAUCAGGGUUGUAUUACAAAUUUAGAAUUUAAGAAGAUAAGAGAUUAAUUGUUUUCAAGUGUUUGUCGUCCAUUUUUCAAAAUAUAAUUUUACCAGUAAGAUUUAUAAGAAAAGCUUUUCAUCUUCGGUGAGGUUUCCAUCAGUCAUUACUCCAUAAAAAAAUAAAUAAACCAUUUUCUCCUAAAGCGAUAAAGUCGAAUGAAAAAUCUGUUCACGAUGGAAACUGAUAAAAUUAUUUCUUUUUCUUCUUCUUUCUAACCCCAAAAUAGAUAUUUUUGGAUACAUUAUUCAAAACAACUUGAAGUCUGUCAAUGGUCAAGGCCUCGAUAAAAAAAUCGCAAUCGGUAGGAGUCGAAUGGUCAGCCAAUCACGAUCGAGAAUUCCGAUCAUGUGAUUGGUCGAUUCGCAUGCUGUCUGCUGUCACCUAGCGUCUAACGUCUACAAUCCAGAGUGAUUCGGAGGCAUGGAGGAUUUAUAGUUUACGCGUCGUUUUCAAUUUUGCAUAAUUGCGUUAUAAAUUCGUCCUGUGAUAGUGCCUAAAUAUGCCGUCUCGCGGGGAGGACAUCCUCAAAGGCUUUCAAGUUAAUUGGAUGAAUCUACGCGACGCCGACAGCGGAAAGAUUCUUUGGCAAGGCAAUGAAGACUUAUCUGUACCUGAUGUAGAGCACGAGGCACGAGUACCAAAGAAGAUCCUACGAUGUCGCGCGGUGUCGAGGGAGAUAAACUUCAGCUCCGCAGAACCAAUGGAGAGGUUUCGCCUGGAGCAAAAAGUACUGUUCAAGGGGCGUUGCCUGGAGGAAUGGUUCUUUGAGUUUGGAUUUGUCAUUCCGAACAGCACCAACACAUGGCAGAGUUUGAUCCAAGCGGCGCCGGAAAGUCAAAUGAUGCCAGCGAACGUGUUGAACGGCAACGUUGUAAUAGAAACGAAAUUCUUCGACGAUGAUCUCUUAGUGUCCACCAGUCGAGUCCGUCUUUUCUACGUCUGAGGUGAUUUCCAAACGGUCCUAACAAUCGUACGUAAUCACGGGACCAAUCGGCAUGAGACGGAAACUAUAUAUAGCAAUGGAACAAUCGCACGUGUGAAAAACUUACAAACUGAUCGGUUUGCGUCCCUUAUCGGACGGACACUUCUUAUGCUAGCCAUACGAUUGUAAUCUCAGAAUUUUUGAGAAAUAUACAUAAUUAGAGAAAUUCUCUAACGCAAACAAAUCGAUAUCAAAAUUGUAAGAUCUUUUCUCAAGCAAUAGUAUUUUUCAAUGCCUAAUAUUUAGCAUACGUUUUUUCACUCUUGAUAACAUGAAGAAUGUGACCUGCACUGUUGAAGCACAUAAUUUAUUUAUUAUUUGUUAAGUAUGAAUAUAUGCAAUAAGUUUUGUACAUAUUGUAAUACACUACACACUCUCUCUGUGAGUGCAAUAAAGUUUUAAGAAAAAGUUA
Monomorium pharaonis (pharaoh ant) is the source of this 1540-nucleotide messenger RNA. RefSeq names its product retinal rod rhodopsin-sensitive cGMP 3',5'-cyclic phosphodiesterase subunit delta (gene PrBP). The record is from RefSeq and is a predicted model, not a curated record. Bases 646 to 1089 code for a protein of 147 amino acids. Gene Ontology annotation, biological process: sensory perception of light stimulus. Gene Ontology annotation, cellular component: cytoplasm. NCBI's taxonomy places the organism in Eukaryota, Metazoa, Arthropoda, Insecta, Hymenoptera, Formicidae. The transcript is spliced from 4 exons.